This is a messenger RNA of Penicillium olsonii, 1752 nucleotides long. Lineage: Eukaryota; Fungi; Ascomycota; Eurotiomycetes; Eurotiales; Aspergillaceae. The record is from the annotation of a GenBank genome assembly.
AUGACCAGUCAAGCUCGGACUGCCUCAAAACAACCCGACUUUCACCCGAUGUCCAAGCUCGGGCGACCAUGUUGGCUAGCGGGUUGCUCAUUGAUUGCAUGCAUUUUAAUCGCGCUAGCCUACUUCCUCCAGUUGAUACCAAGUCCUCCGGCUGCCUUAGUCGUACCUGAGCAUGAUCAAAAAGAUGAGCUCGUCAUUCGGCCACAGAUUGAGCUUCAUCCGGAGGACCAUAUUCACCGGGCACCUGUUACACAGCACUUGGAUUGGCGAGUCACUUCUGCCCACCGCCGGCCGGAUGGCGUUUUGAAGCGAGUUUGUCUCAUCAAUGGUCAGUUCAACAAACCAUUAGGUCUAAGUGCCGGCAAACUGACUAAAGUCACCAUUCUAGACCUGUUCCCCGGGCCAACAAUUGAAGCGCGAUCUGGGGAUACCUUGAUCAUCAGCGUCACCAAUGAAUUGCCAGAGGAAUCAAUCGCUUUGCAUUGGCAUGGCCUCUUGGUGACCAAUGACAUGGAUGGCGCAGUAGGUGUUUCCCAAGAUCCAAUUGCGCCUGGGAUGAAUUUCGUCUAUAACUUGACAAUCCCUUCAAGCCAAAGUGGUACUUUCUGGUAUCAUGCUCACUCGGGGGUCUCACGGGCAGACGGCCUCUACGGCGGCUUGAUUGUCCAUGCUCCGGCGCCCAAGUCAACUGUUAGAGGCUUAGCUUCCAAUACACUCAGUCAGACCCCCGGCUUCUCAUACGACAAAGAGGUUCUGCUUUUAAUCGGGGACUGGUAUCAUCGACCUGCGCAGGACGUUUUAGACUGGUACACAGAUCCUGGAAAUUUUGGAAACGAGUUCGAUCACCACACGAUUAAUCUGUUACAGGUAGAUAGCGUUGAUGUUCAGCGCACAAAAGAUCAAUACAUGAAUUCACUCGGCACUCUGUAUCCCGGUCAGCGCAUGGAUUUUGUUCUGAUCCCGACAGAGGAUACCAAGCGACAUUCAUCUAUGACAGUACAGUUGAACCAAGAAUGCUUCAAGUACGCGAAUCCAGCACUCACUCCAAAUCAAAGCUUCAUCCUCAAUUCCGAAACUCGAUCUUCAUCAACUACAACAACAUCUCCAAUCAAGAUCCGUCAUUUGAACAUCCAAGAAAUGCCCUCUUCAUCUACAAUUAUUCAAGAUAUUCCCCCUAACGCACAUCAAACACAUGUUCUCUACACCAAAAUUCAAAAAAUGGCUCGGUAUUCAAACAAGCCCUUCGGCUACUUCAAUCAAACGACAUGGAGACCCCAGCAAGUCCCUCCUCUCCCACUGAUCUAUCUUCCCCGAAGCAAAUGGGAUAAAAAUCAGCUAUCAAUAUCCACAGGUCCAAGUCCCGCAUGGAUAGACCUCGUCAUCAACAACCUAGACGAAGGACCACACCCAUUCCACCUACACGGCCACAGCUUCUACAUCCUAGCAACCCACCAAUCCGAGUACGGCUGGGGCUCAUACAAUCCCUUCGUCGACCAGAUCCCACCCCAUAUUUCUGAUUCAGAGAACCGCGGCGAUGGAUUAGGCCAGUACGAUCUAUCACGGGCCAGUUUACGUGAUACAGUCCAGAUUCCCAGUCGAGGGUAUGCAGUGCUUCGUUUCAGAGCUGAUAAUCCUGGGGUGUGGCUUCUGCAUUGUCAUGUUCUCUGGCAUUCUGUGACGGGUAUGGCUAUGCUGAUUGACGUUCGAGGCGAUCCGGAAGGAGUAGCUGCGCAUAACUUCGAUGCAUCCUAG